AUACAUUGUCAAAUGUCAAGAAUUACUUGACAUUUUAAAUAACUCUUUUUUGCUUUUGAGAAAUCAGAUAUAUUUUCUCUAAGAAAAACUAAUAAAGCUUAAAUAUUAAUAAAAUGGCUGAUCCCGAAUUAGAUAAAAUAAGACAGCAACGUUUAGCACAGCUACAGGCUCAACAUGGGGGUGGAGAUCCUAAUCAAGCCAAGGCUCAAGAAGAACGAAUGCAGGCAAUGGAAGAAGCCAAACAUUCAAUUCUCGCCCAAGCUUUAAGUCAAGAUGCUCGAGCAAGAUUAAAUAUAAUCAAGUUAAGUAAACCAGAAAAAGCUGCAAUGGUGGAAAAUAUGAUCUGUAGAAUGGCACAAAUGGGACAAGUCAAUACAAAGAUAUCAGAGAAAGAACUGAUCCAACUGCUAGAGUCUUUGAACCAACAGAUGCCUAGAUCAAAUAGCACUGUAAAGUUUGAUAGAAGACGAGCAGCACUGGAUUCUGAUGAUGAUGAUUUGUAGUACUCAAUGAACACAAAACAUCAUUACACUUGUCCAACCAUACAAGAACUGAAAUAGAAAUACACUGAUACUAAUAUGAUGUGAGCAGUUACAGCUGAUUGGACCUUUUUAAGAAGUGAUACAAAAGCAAUAUUUAGACUAUAAAUUGCCUUUAAUGUCAAACUGUUAUUAAAAACAUACUUAAGAUUUGUGUUACGAGUGCCUUUCUUGAAAAUGAAAUAAACUGCAAUUUGAAUUUGA
Vanessa atalanta (red admiral) is the source of this 743-nucleotide messenger RNA. It is a transcript of the gene PDCD-5, whose product is annotated as programmed cell death protein 5. The record is from RefSeq and is a predicted model, not a curated record. Gene Ontology annotation, molecular function: DNA binding. Lineage: Eukaryota; Metazoa; Arthropoda; Insecta; Lepidoptera; Nymphalidae. Bases 114 to 503 code for a protein of 129 amino acids. Gene Ontology annotation, cellular component: cytosol; nucleus. The transcript has 3 exons.